ACUACGUAACGCACGGAACUCAGUAACGUUAUAUUGAUGCCGUUUUGCAGUAGCAAAGUAUAUUUUAAUAUUUUAUUUAUUUAUUGAAAAUUAUACGUUAUGGCUUCCACUUCCAAAGAUGUUCCGACGGUCGUUAUCCAGGAUAAUCCUCCAGACGAUUUGGAACCUGGUGCAUGUCACGACAGUAUCCUAAAUCCCACAGAUUCUUUUGAAGAGUUCGCUUCGGAGAUGAGCUCGAGUCUCCAAGAAAGGAAUAUAUCAUUGGCAACAAAAAACAGUACUAUUUGUGAGAUACAAAGUGAAAUUGCAGAAGAUUCUGCGCAAAUGAAGCCUACAAAAUCCAGUGAUGAUUUACAGACUAAAGAUGAGUCAAUAUCGGCAUCAACUAGCAACUCAAACUUGAUGGAACAGAAUGGUGAUGAAACAGACACGGAGAAGGAUGACUAUCUACAAUCCCCUGAAUAUGGUAACGAAGAUAAGUUGGCUGGCCUUUGUGGUGUUAUACAAGCUUUAGUAAGUGUAGUAGAAGAACAAAACCAGGAUAUCUUGAGAUCUAUCAGUACAAAUGAUUGUAAGGCAGUCUUCCUGGUGAAGGGGCCUUUGAUAUUGGUUGCAGUUUCCAAGUCAAAUGAGAGUGAAACACAACUUGUCUUACAAUUAACAUAUGCAUUUAACCAAAUAGUAUCAGUACUUACUCUAACGCAGCUGAACAGAAUAUUCGAACAACGACGGAACUACGAUCUACGGCGAUUGCUCUCUGGGGCCGAGCGACUUAUUGACCACUUACUUAUAUUUAUGGAGAAAGAUCCCGCAUUUUUAUUAGGCGCAGUCCGUUGUCUCCCUCUACCAGAAAAAGCAAGGGAGAACAUAACAAAUGCAAUUCAGACAACGUGCAACAAGAUUAGAGACCUGGUCUUCGCAAUAUUGAUCGCUGGCAAUCAACUGAUUACUUUAGUUCGAAUGAAGAAGUACACCCUACAUCCGUCUGACAUACACCUUCUGUUCAAUUUGGUUCGGAGUUCAGAGUCAUUUAAGACAGCCGAAAGUUGGACGCCGAUUUGUUUACCGAAAUUCGAUUCGACAGGCUUCCUCCACGGUCACGUCUCCUACAUCUCAGAAGACUGUCAAGCCUGCCUCCUACUUUUAACAGUUCAACGCGACGCCUUCUUCCCACUGUCACAAGCAAAACACACGAUCGCAGACAAACUGAGACGAUCGAACUGCCUGGUCGCCAUAAACGACGCUCUGAAUAGAAACGAGGAACUACCAACAACAAAUCCUUUAAAACACAUCGGUAUACCAGAAAUAAGGCAUUUUAUGUAUAAAUGCAAAUCUACUGCGCAACUGUUCACCUCUGAUCCCAUUAGCUUAGACAAGUUACAAGAUUAUAGGUUGAGGCAUAAAGAAGGUGGUGAUAUUACUGUGAAAAAAGUUGAACGGCUAUCCGACAUUGAUUAUGUUAGAAACUACAGGCAGUUCUGCAGUUCAAUACAUUGUACUUCAACGCCAGCUAAAUUGAUAUUUCGGUCGAAUUCCUGUGAUACUAUUCUGGCUUGGGUUACAAAUGGCUUCGAACUUUACGUAACGUUCGACCCUCUUAUGGAAAAAGACCAAGCCAUAAAAGCAGUAGACCGUCUACUCAAAUGGAUCAAGAAAGAAGAACAAAGAAUCUUCAUAAUGCAUGCACCAACAUUCUAGCCAAAGUUUAGUGUGCCUUCACUGAGUGGCAUGAUUAAAAACUCUUUGAAUCGAAACUCCAGCGCUGAGGAUUGUCUAUGAUUUUACGUCAAAUUAACCCGCGAAUUUGUUAUCUGUGAAUAUUUUUAGGUGUAAAUUUGACAGUAUUGUCGAUCUGUGUUUAGCAUGAAUUUAUUGUUAUUGUUGGUUAUUUGAAUUAUCAAUUUGAGAAUAAAAUUUAUAUUGGAAUAUAAAUAUCAAAUCUCAAAUCUAUGCUUCCUUAUAUUUUCAAUAUAACUGUAAACUUACUAAAGUUAUGAUAGUUAC
This is a messenger RNA of Spodoptera exigua (beet armyworm), 2004 nucleotides long. NCBI's taxonomy places the organism in Eukaryota, Metazoa, Arthropoda, Insecta, Lepidoptera, Noctuidae. The record is from the annotation of a GenBank genome assembly.